Gallus gallus (chicken) is the source of this 661-nucleotide messenger RNA. RefSeq lists its product as uncharacterized. The transcript has 3 exons. NCBI's taxonomy places the organism in Eukaryota, Metazoa, Chordata, Aves, Galliformes, Phasianidae. The record is from RefSeq and is a predicted model, not a curated record. The coding region runs from base 64 to 390 and encodes 108 amino acids.
ACUCUAGCUUUUGCUCCAAACACUGGUGCUUAGUGUGACAUUUAGGUAAUCCUGCUGAAGAAGAUGGCAAUCUUUUCAGCAGCACUGGCUCUGAUUCUGGUCAACCUGCUAAAGGCACAAGGCACACCUGUUCCCCCUGUGCUUGAGGAAACGAGUGUGGAGCAAAGCAGUGAUCUCAACAUGCAACCAAGCAGCAAGAUCCCUGUGGAAUACAGUAGAGACCCAUACAAAGAGGAAGGCGUGGAGAAAACUGGGAACACUGGAGUACAAGAGUGUGAACAGGCCACAUGGGAGAUAAGUGGAGAGCCAAGUACUGAAACCACCCCUAACUCAAGUGUGGAGUCAAACAAAGAACAAACUCAGAAACCAACCACUGAAGUAUCAGAAUAAACUGCAGCAUUAUAUCCCAAUGGAAAAGCAAUGGCCACUCUUACCUGCAGAGCUGCUAUCACCACUAAAGAGCAUACAAAUAGUGCCUGCAGCAAACUGGAUGGAAGGGCAGAAUUCACUGCAGCUCACUGUGAAACUACAACUUGUAGGAAAAUAGCCUAGAAAUGCUGUCUAAUUCUUGCUUACUUCAACAGUUUAACUAGAUCACAGAUAGCCUGUGCUGUUUUUGCUUGCAUAAUAAUGUAAAAUAAAAAAUGUCACUGCAAAUAUA